Oncorhynchus masou masou (cherry salmon) is the source of this 1184-nucleotide messenger RNA. RefSeq names its product EBP cholestenol delta-isomerase (gene ebp). Gene Ontology annotation, molecular function: steroid Delta-isomerase activity; C-8 sterol isomerase activity; cholestenol delta-isomerase activity. The record is from RefSeq and is a predicted model, not a curated record. Bases 211 to 921 code for a protein of 236 amino acids. Gene Ontology annotation, biological process: cholesterol biosynthetic process. The transcript is spliced from 5 exons. NCBI's taxonomy places the organism in Eukaryota, Metazoa, Chordata, Actinopteri, Salmoniformes, Salmonidae. Gene Ontology annotation, cellular component: endoplasmic reticulum; membrane.
UUCCCGAGCCACAAAUGGAGGUGCCGAAGUCUGUCUGAAUGAUUUUCUAUGUAUCCACCUGAUUGGAGUAGGAAUAAGGUAGCUGAGUGGAACCUUUAGGAAUAUCUAUCUCAUAUUGCUGUCAGAUCUUUCGUCCAAUUGGAAAUUGAGGUUUGAGGAACUUGGCUUCUCUAUUCAGCUUUAGCUCGCGUCUUCAUCUCUACCUUCGCAAUGGCGAAAAGCCCCGUCCGAGCCGCUGGCGUCCCCCACCCCUAUUGGCCGCGGGACCUGUCCAUCCCAGGCUACGUGGCGAACGAUAGGUCAAUGCAUGAGAUCCUGUCCUUCCUCUUCUCUGUGUCGGGUCUCUUCCUGCUGUCCACCUGGGUCCUGACGGGCCGGAAGUGGGCCAGAGAUGGCCGUGGUCAGGAGUUCGGGGUGGCCAGGCGGCUGGCUAUCUGCUGGUUUGCUGUCUGUGGGUUCAUCCACGGGGUCAUUGAGGGAUGGUUCUCUCUGUACUAUGACGUCAUCCCCUCAGACCAGAGCUUCCUGUCUCAGCUGUGGAAGGAGUACUCCAGAGGAGACAGCCGAUAUGUCAUAGCUGAUAACUUCACGGUGUGUAUGGAGACAGUAACAGCCUGGUUCUGGGGUCCAUUGAGUUUGUGGACGGUGUUUGCCUUCCUGGCCAACAAACCAUGCCGCUUUGUCCUGCAACUCAUUGUCUCUCUUGGUCAGCUGUAUGGGGCGGUGCUGUAUUUCUACACUGAGCACCGUGAUGGGUACAGCCACAGUCAGAUGGGUCAUCCUCUGUACUUUUGGUUCUAUUUUGUCUUCAUGAACAUCCUGUGGAUCAUCAUUCCUCUGGUCCUCAUACUGGAUGCAUGGAGACACCUACAGCAGGCCCAGACACACACUGACCUGGCCCAGAAGGAGAAGACCAACUGAUGAGCAGGGGUGGGUGGGAGAGCAGCAGAGGGGUGGGGGGCUAUUCAAAAAAUAAAAAAUAUCAAAGUAGCUAGACGGAGGAAAGUAGAUACUUUUAACUCUGAUUAAUAAUAGUAGUGUUUGAACUGACCAAACAAAAUAAUGUUGAUAGAUACGCUGUAUCAUGUAUGUGUGGUUUGUAUUGAAAAAUUUUCAUAAUUUGGUGGCAUUAUGCAAUGUGAAUUUUCCCUUUUUCUAAACUGAUUAAACACAUGGCGACAUGG